Molecule: messenger RNA, 615 nt
Organism: Copidosoma floridanum
Lineage: Eukaryota; Metazoa; Arthropoda; Insecta; Hymenoptera; Encyrtidae
Source: RefSeq, a predicted model, not a curated record
AUGGGGCCGGAGCUCGAGCCCUAUGCCUAUGCCUAUCUCGAUGACAUAAUAAUUGUCACAGAGACAUUCGAGGAGCAUCUCAAGUGGCUAGAGCAUGUGCCGAAACGCGUGCGCGAAGCCCGACUCACCCAUAACCGAGGAAAGAGUGAGUUCUGUCAACCCGAGGUGAAAUACCUUGGCGUCCUCGUAAACCGAGAUGGUUUACGACCGGAUCCGGCUAAAUUAAAACCAAUUACGGCGUUUCCGGCUCCAAAGAAUCUGAAACAACUUAGGCGGUUCCUAGGCAUGGUUUCAUGGUACCGGAAGUUCCUGCCAAACUAUUUGACGGUAGUAGAACCGAUCAACAGGCUGUUGCACGCUGACUGCUACGUCGGGGCUAACUUUAUCAACGCUUUUGGCACCGUCCAUGAUCCUGUUGAUAGAGUCCUGGUACUGAAAGGACCAGGUACCAAGGUUCCUCUAGAGGUAGCGGGCGUGACGACGACCGGUGAGGUCCGACUCGCUGCCGUCGGGCUGGACGAAAUCUCGUCUACCCAACAAGAGGAAUUGCAGACCCUCCUGGACCACUACGUGGAGUGUGAAGCUCCCUUAGGUUGCACUACGUACUUUUUAUGA